GACUCUCGGAAGUCAAGACAUAGACUCUGGUGAGUUGAAUAUACGUGGAAGAGAGACGCAUUCGAAACGCGUAACUCCUUUUACCGAGAUAUCUGUGCGCCCAACAAAGACAUCGAAAGGGGCUAACCUGCAUCCACUUCCCAACCCAGCAGGGAAAGAUACAGUACCAGGCAAGAUGGCCUCAUAUAUUCAGCUCCACACGGAACUCGACACCCGCGAUUGCAAUCCGACUCCACAGCAGCGAGCGGUGUACAGUUACCACGAAGAGAUCCACAGCGACGCGGCAGACGACAUCUAUUCAUUCGAAUGGUUUGAACGCACAAAAUUAUUCUUCAAACAGUUUGGGAGACCUGAAAAACGAGUAACGACACUCAGAACUUGGGAAAUGGUUGAGGAGCUCGACUUUGGGGCCUUUUUUCUAGCGCACCCUGUGGCUGCUUAUUCGCUUUGGCAUUUACUUCAGGCUUGCUAUGAUCUGGAUCGUGUUGUCUGUGGAUGUUCGCAGGAGGAACUCGCUAAACGGAAGGCAAUGAAACCAUUUGUGUAUUUGCGAGCGAAAAGGAUCCGGAUACAGUGGGUUAAGUCGCUCAAACAUCUGAAGGAAAAGAUUGAAUGCGGGACUCUUGAGGGGGAUGAGUUGGUUCGGACGCUCUAUGAUAUACUUUGCGGGGUGGAAAGACUUGUCGCCUCUUCAACUGCCUUGAAAGAGAAUUUCGCGGUCAAUCUUAAAGAUAUGAUAUUCGUAGAUAAGAUGCUGCAGAAGGUUACGACUUUCGUUGACGACAGAUGCGGCAUGAUAGCCGCUCACUUGAAGCUCGAAGAGAGCCAGGAGACUUCGAGACAAGAAAAUGAAAGCUCAAGUGAUGAGGCUUUAGAUGACUCAAUGUCGAAUCUGCAAAAUAUAUCAGAGAUCAAAUUUCCUACCAUUCCACCAAAACCAGCAAAUGGUUCACGGAAGAGGCCAAAGAGACAGCCUACGUUUCCAAAACCUAAGGGAAAUGAAAUCUCAAUGAAGUCUCAUAGCAAUCCAGCAGCAACUAAACCAGCGCAAAAGUACAACUCGCUCUAUAGUUUGAUCGAGUUACUUAUGUAUGCUUCUUUGUUUACCGCUUUUGGGCUGGCUAUAUAUACCGUACUGCCUCUCCUACAGUCCCAUGGUUUUCUCACGCCUAAUCUAAUCACUCCUGGCGGUCUUUUGUUGUAGGAUUAUGUAUCAUUUCUAGAGAGGGGUUGCCGCUACUGGCGGAAUGUAAUUGUACCAAAAUACAGGGUUCGUACGCAAUGUAAACGGCGUGCUUCAGUGUUCGAUGGGCUUCAUAAUCGAGUCUAUUGACGCCCGUGUCGGCGUUGGAGGCACACUUUGUCUGUGAAUACAGACUAGUGAGUGAUUUUACUGC
Hyaloscypha bicolor E is the source of this 1397-nucleotide messenger RNA. RefSeq lists its product as uncharacterized. Bases 176 to 1204 code for a protein of 342 amino acids. The transcript has 3 exons. NCBI's taxonomy places the organism in Eukaryota, Fungi, Ascomycota, Leotiomycetes, Helotiales, Hyaloscyphaceae. The record is from RefSeq and is a predicted model, not a curated record.